Messenger RNA from Cheilinus undulatus (humphead wrasse), 2258 nucleotides. Its product is annotated as NEDD4 family-interacting protein 1-like. Lineage: Eukaryota; Metazoa; Chordata; Actinopteri; Labriformes; Labridae. Gene Ontology annotation, biological process: ubiquitin-dependent protein catabolic process; vacuolar transport; positive regulation of protein ubiquitination. Gene Ontology annotation, molecular function: WW domain binding. The transcript is spliced from 8 exons. Gene Ontology annotation, cellular component: endoplasmic reticulum; Golgi apparatus; perinuclear region of cytoplasm. The coding region runs from base 151 to 846 and encodes 231 amino acids. The record is from RefSeq and is a predicted model, not a curated record.
GUGAUCAUCACUGAGCAGUCGAGGGUGAAACAGGUUUCAUUGUGGCGAGUACUGAGUUUAUAGUUUGUACAGUUAUAUAAUUUGGUCUUUCUUGGUCGUUUCGGCGGCGUUAAUCUUCUCUGUCGUUGAUUAUCAGCCGUUCACAUCGGAAUGGCCGAGCCGAGCGCCAGAUAUCAGCAGCUGCCAAAUGAGGAGGACCCAGAGGAGAGUCCACAGGUAGCAGCUGAUGCCCCACCCCCCUACAGCAGCAUCGCAGCAGAUAAUGCUGCCCACUUCGACUACAAAGAAGAAGGGGUUUUCCCCAAGCCUCCAUCAUACAACGUAGCCACGACACUGCCUUCCUAUGAUGAAGCAGAAAGAACCAAGGCUGAGACGACUGUUCCCCUGGUAACUGGAAGACAGCAGCCUCAGCACAGGGAACGCCUGGAGACUUUUGACGAUGUAAUUCGCAGUUCACUCGAGGAUGAAGAUUUUGUUACCAGAGAUGACUUUGAAGAUGCUGAUCAGCUGAGGAUAGGAAAUGAUGGCAUUUUCAUGUUUACUUUUUUCAUGGCAUUCCUGUUCAACUGGAUCGGUUUCUUCUUGUCUUUCUGUCUGACCACCUCAGCUGCCGGUCGCUACGGGGCCAUCUCAGGCUUCGGGCUCUCUCUCAUCAAAUGGAUCCUCAUAGUCAGAUUCUCCACAUACUUCCCUGGUUAUUUUGAUGGGCAGUACUGGCUGUGGUGGGUCUUCCUGGUUUUGGGAUUUUUGCUCUUCCUCCGAGGAUUCAUCAACUAUGCCAGAAUCCGCAAGAUGGCUGACACUUUGUCCACCCUGCCCCGCACCCGAGUCCUCUUCAUCUACUGAGCUCUCAAUCACUUUUCGUUAUAGUUUGAUUUUCUCCCUGUCAGUGGGACACAAAGUCUGGCUUUAUCAAAUCAAAAAGGGAGAAAAGAACUUUUUUCCCCCUUCUGCUUGACAAUAUCAGGACAGUAUAAAGCUUAUUGUCCCCUCUUGAUGUAAAAUAGUGAUUGCUAAGAAAUCUGUAAAAACCUUCAGUUGUUAGUGGUGAAUUGUUAAGUGCUAUUUGCGAUUAUGAAGUGUGUGUUGUAUAAAUUAAUGCCUUAUUUUACUGUUUUAUUAUCUGUUGGUAGCAGCAGCAUGUGCUGUUUUCCUGUUUCGCCACCAGGGGGCAGUCUUGUUUGUGUUAUUUUUCAUCAGUCUACUAUUUGAUGAAGUCAUGUGUGGUAUGGGGUGGUUUGCAGCACAGGGGUCAGUGGGCUAUUUUAGGUCUAUGGAUGGAUUUAAGCCGUGUAAAAAAACAUAUUAAUGCACCUGUUAAAUAAGUGUUUUUUUAACCUUUAUUAUUUUAAGUCCCUUGUGAAGGAGUGUUUUAAGUCAGGUUGACCAAGACUGAAAGGGAUAAAUUAGCUUUUUUUUUAAGUCUAAAAAGGUUUAUUAAUACUUGUAUAGAGGAUGAGGGCUUAUGUUUGAAGAUUUUUUCCCUUCUUUAGUUUUUGUUAACACUGUUCAGGACAGAAGCUAUGAUGAGUUUGAAACGUGUCAGCAGGGAAAUGUUUUGGGAUUUCCAGGGUGGACUGGAGCAGAGCAAAGGCAUUCCCUUUCUCAGGAAAAGGGCAAAAUGAAGAUGGAUUUGGAUGUAGAAGCAGGACUGUUCUAAUAGUUUAAUGAUUUUAAGGUUUUGUCUUUUGACGGAUACAUAUUUAUGCCCAGUUUGAUUGGAAGAAUGUGCUAUCUGGUUUAUAUCAAUACAGAACAGUUUAUCCCUUUACGUUUUAAUGAAGUAUUAAAAAUUCAUUGUUCUUCUGUUUAUCUUCAUUUCAGGGUAGAUGAAAUAAUUAUUUUCUAUUAAGGAUUUUGUUUGAAUAGCUCUAGGAAACAAUGCAAAUUUUUGAGCUAUUAUCAAGUAGUGACAAGCUGCAAGUUGGACAAAAAAAAAAGAUAACAUUAGUCUUUUGUUAGCUAUUCACGUUAAUUCCAGUUGGCUUAAAAUGGCAGUCAGAGAUCAUAGCAUUUGUUCUGCCAAAGAUUUAGUCCAAUCAUUCGAAAGAUGUUUUUGGGCUCAGGUGUGUCUUGACUUUAGGAGAAAAAUAAAAAAAGAAAGCAUUUAAAAAGGAUUACAUAAUUAAAAAAGCUUUAUUUCUGUCUCUCAGGAUCUUUGGGACUUUGAAAUUUCAAUGAUGUGUAUUUUUUUUUCCUCUCCAAAACACUGAAAUUGGAGAUGUAUAUCAAUAAAUGACUUGUCAGUGGAUAAUAAA